CCGGGUGAAAAUUCUGUAAUUCAAAAACUAUGGCAGCAUAAUGAUACCUUUCCACUAUCUAUCCACUCCUCUAUAGUAGAAACGAGAAGGAAUGCUUUAACUUACUGCACGAUAGGAAUGCGUUUGCAUGAGUCUGGAGGAGGUUAUUGGAGACGUAAAGAAUAUGGAUUAUUCGCCAUACGAUCGGUCGAUCUCUUAUAACGACCGAUUGAAGAGAAUGAACGGCCCUUCAAACACUAUACGGCGGGGAGAGAUGGAGCAGAGGCUGGCUAAUACCUGGCAUAUGGCCAUUAAUGAGAAGAAUUUCAUAGAGACGGCACUCAGUGAAAACAUCCGAGUUGAUGGCCGCAGUACGUUUGAUUACCGCCAGUUGACUAUCAAGUUCGGAAGCCAUUUUAAUGUCAAUCUGGUCGAGUUGGAGAAUGUUGUCGUUAAAGAAGAGGAUCAUGCCGUGUUACUUGAAGGAGGCCUUCCUAAGUGUGCACCUUCAACUUUUCAGAGUGCUUCUGUGCGUACAAAUUUAAUCAGGUUUGCAAGCAUGGAUGAAUCUUUCUUGCUUGAGAAUAGAGCUCUAUUUAGAGCCAUGUCAAAAUUUGGGAUCAUUUUGCUCUACUUUUACUUAUGUGAUCGGACUAACUUGUUUUCAGAAACCAAAAAGAGUUACAGCCGAGAUUUGUUUCUCUUUCUAUAUCUUCUUCUUGUCCUAGCAUCAGCCAUGACCUCUCUAAAGAAGCACAAUGACAAGUCAGCUUUCUCGGGAAAAUCCAUUCUUUACUUGAAUCGUCAUCAAACUGAGGAGUGGAAGGGAUGGAUGCAGGUCUUAUUUCUAAUGUACCACUACUUUUCUGCCACGGGAAUGUACAAUGCGAUCCGCAUCUUUAUAGCUGCUUAUGUCUGGAUGACUGGAUUUGGGAACUUCUCUUAUUAUUUUGUCAAAAAGGAUUUCAGCCUCGCUCGAUUUGCUCAGAUGAUGUGGAGACUGAACUUAUUUGUGAUCCUGUGUUGCAUUGUCCUCAACAAUGAUUACAUGCUGUAUUAUAUUUGUCCAAUGCACACUCUAUUCACCCUUAUGGUUUAUGUGACACUCGGUAUUUUCAACAAAUACAAUGAGAUUGGGUCGGUUAUUGCUGUGAAGAUCUUCUCUUGUUUUUUGGUUGUUAUCUUGAUAUGGGAAGUUCCUGGAGUUUUUGAAGUUCUGUGGACUCCCUUCACCUUCUUUUUAGGGUACAAAGAUCCAGAUCCUUCUAAGGCAAGCAUCCCUCUUUUGCAUGAAUGGCACUUCAGAUCUGGUCUUGAUCGCUAUAUCUGGAUCAUAGGAAUGAUUUAUGCCUACUACCAUCCAAAUGUUGAAAGAUGGAUGGAAAAACUUGAUGAAACCGAAACUAAAUUGAGAUUAUCAAUUAAAUCAAGCAUAGUUGUAGUUUGCUUGUUGGUUGGUGGUUUGUGGUAUGAAUAUAUCUACAGGCUAGACAAAAUUACUUACAAUAAAUACCAUCCUUACACUUCAUGGAUCCCCAUCACCGUUUAUAUUUGUCUAAGAAAUGUUUCACAGCUGCUUAGAAGUGACUCGUUGACCCUCUUUGCGUGGCUUGGCAAGAUCACAUUGGAGACAUAUAUCGCGCAGAUCCAUAUCUGGUUGAGGUUGGGCCGACCGAAUGGGCAGCCCAAGUGGCUGCUUUCUCUUAUUCCAAAUUAUCCACUGCUCAAUUUUUUGCUAACUACCAUAAUCUAUCUAUUUGUGAGUAAUCUCACCACUUGUUAAGUUAGAUUUUAUUCU
Messenger RNA from Phalaenopsis equestris, 1777 nucleotides. RefSeq names its product protein REDUCED WALL ACETYLATION 4-like. The record is from RefSeq and is a predicted model, not a curated record. The transcript has 14 exons. Bases 128 to 1762 code for a protein of 544 amino acids. Gene Ontology annotation, cellular component: Golgi apparatus. Gene Ontology annotation, molecular function: acetyltransferase activity. Gene Ontology annotation, biological process: xyloglucan metabolic process; xylan biosynthetic process; plant-type secondary cell wall biogenesis. Lineage: Eukaryota; Viridiplantae; Streptophyta; Magnoliopsida; Asparagales; Orchidaceae.